AUGGGCGUCAAGAGGCGGGUGCUAGGGCCCGAGAUGAAGUCGCUGCAGUACUUCUUGAACCGAACGGCCGUCCUGAAGCAGUACCGAGAGUUUCUCCGCGUUUCACAGCCGUUGGCCUCUGAGGUGCGGCUGGACGUGCGUCGUCAGAUUCGCGCUGGCUUCGACGCCUGCCGCAACGAAGAGGACGAGCAGCGCGUGUGUCUUUUGCUGCGACAAGCACGUGACCAGAUACAGAUGGUGAGUGACUUGGUCGACACUGCAAUGGCGCAGCAACGAAGCGAGCGAAUACGGGAGAGAGAUGACCGAUUGGCUGCUGUGCGGCGGCGAGGAGGAGGACGAGGAGGUGCACCAGCCGUCACGUCUGACACGUGGGUGGAAACGCCAUCGGAAGAUGCAGAUGGUAAGGAGGACGUCAAGGGCCGCGUAGGCACCGGGUGGCCAUGGAAGAGUGGCAAAGUGGCCGACAAGCUGGAUCUGCUCGGAACCAAGCGUCGCUGA
Messenger RNA from Hyaloperonospora brassicae, 498 nucleotides. NCBI's taxonomy places the organism in Eukaryota, Oomycota, Peronosporomycetes, Peronosporales, Peronosporaceae. The record is from the annotation of a GenBank genome assembly.